AAUAGUUGGCGCAAUUUGGCACUCAUAGACAGUAGUUGGAGGACAGAACACAUGAAAGCAAAGCUUUGUACUUGGCAGCGGCGACUGUUACAAUAAAACUUUACUGUUCAUUCAUUUUCUCCGUCUCCCUCUUCAACUCAACUCAACUCAACUCAACUCAACUCAACCAAACCAGAACUAAACUCGCCCCAUAUGGAUUCCAGCUCUCCCAAUGGUGACAAAAUAGAUUGUCAAGUUCCUGUAACUCCUGAAGUUGUCAAGGAAAAUGCUGAUUUUGAAUUGCAAUCCCCUCUCACACUCACCGUCGUCAGAAAACAACUUAACCAGACAACCAUUCAUUCUGGCCCUAAGGAUGUUCUUGUCGACUCUUUUGCGGAUACUCGCAAGAAUCUCAAUGAUUCCAGGAGCUCUGUUGUACGCUGUCUUCCUUUCCGUGCUGAUUCUCGUUCCGAUCUCGAUAUCUUUGAAUCACUACACGACAGUCUCUUUCAAUUCAUUCUUUCUAAGCAAAUGGAGGAGAGGCUCCUCACUCCAAUGUCCAAUGUGCAACAAGAUGAAUGUAAAUCGCCUCCUCCCCAGCUCCGUUUCACAGGAAUUGCUCAUACUUGUCCUCCUGCGCCUCGCAAGCUCAAACAUCAACCCAAGGCCAUUCUAAUGGAGCUAUGCAAGAAGCUUGAAUUCUGACUCACUCCAACAGAUUUCUGUACUUGUGCUGCUCAUUUUGAGAUUCUAUGUCUUAUUAAUUUGUAUCUUAGUUAGUUAUUGUUAUUUUUUUGAAUGAUACUAUAAUUUUAGACCAAAUAACUGCAUCUGACCAACCUCAUAUAGAUGGAUGUAGCAGCAGCAUGACCAUCAAUAUUGUAUAACUACACUAAUUACUUUGUGCUAAAUAAAUCAUUCAGAUCCGGUUGAAUUUAA
Messenger RNA from Lathyrus oleraceus (garden pea), 918 nucleotides. RefSeq lists its product as uncharacterized. The transcript has 2 exons. Bases 193 to 684 code for a protein of 163 amino acids. The record is from RefSeq and is a predicted model, not a curated record. NCBI's taxonomy places the organism in Eukaryota, Viridiplantae, Streptophyta, Magnoliopsida, Fabales, Fabaceae.